AUGGGUCAGUUUUAUGACUCUUGUCCACAGAACCUGCUCGAAUGGAUUCAGAAGCAGCACCUAUUCUGGGUCGCGACAGCGCCGCUUUCUCCCGACGGACAUGUCAAUUUAUCUCCGAAAGGAGCCUUUGACUGCUUCCAUGUUGUUGGGCCAAACAAGGUCUGGUAUGAAGAUAUUACUGGAAGUGGUAAUGAAACUAUCGCGCAUAUUCGCGAAAAUAAACGCAUUACGAUCAUGUUUUGCGCUUUUGAUGGUCCACCUCGUAUUGUAAGGCUGUUCGGGACAGGUCAAAUAUACGAAUAUGGAUCCCCAGAGUAUAACGGACUAAUACCGAAGGACAAGCGCAAACCGGGUUCGAGAUCUGCAAUUACCGUCGAUGUCCAUAAAGUAGGAUCAUCCUGUGGAUACUCCGUCCCAUAUUACGACUUUCGAGGAGAGCGCACCUUGCUUAUGGAAUAUUAUCAAAAGGUCGAGGCGAGGGGUGACCCAACAACUCUGGAACCACGAACGGAUAAGGGUCUACGGGAGUACUGGGCAACCCACAAUACAAAGAGCAUUGAUGGCCUUCCAGGAGUUACGUGUGCACUCGACGCACCCGAUAUGCCAACAAAUAAGUGGGACAAAGCAGAGGAACUUGCACGUAGUAAGGAGAAGGCCGCAAUGAACCAGAAUAAGAAGGCCGAAAUAGACUUGGGAGGUAGCAAAUUGCAUUCUGCUGAGAUGAGUGCGAUGAGUACGAAACUUGUUGGUGCAUUCACUAUGGGUGUCUUUACCGCACUCCUAAGCGUGAAGAUGUCUGGCUUGAUUGUCUAAUUAGCUUCAGAAGCCUUCAGAUGACCUAUGUAACGUGUACAGUGACGGUUAUGUUAUGUAUACUAGGAACGGUUUCUUCUGUCAUUUUGACCUGACGUGAUCGUCAUGCAAAAAUAAAUACUACUAUGUUAA
Messenger RNA from Fomitiporia mediterranea MF3/22, 945 nucleotides. RefSeq lists its product as uncharacterized. The transcript has 4 exons. The coding region runs from base 1 to 813 and encodes 270 amino acids. The record is from RefSeq and is a predicted model, not a curated record. Lineage: Eukaryota; Fungi; Basidiomycota; Agaricomycetes; Hymenochaetales; Hymenochaetaceae.